AUGCCUUCCUUGCCGUUCAAUCUCACACGCAGGAAACACGAGAAACCCAAACCAUAUAUCCGCAUCCGCUCCCGCUCCGGGAUCAGUACGCUCGACGACCUCCCCAACAUAUUGGGUUCCUCACGAGCAAGAUCAGCGCCGAGGCGUUCAGCAUCUGAUUCCAGCCCUUCCUCGUCCAUCGACGACCAGAAACCAAGCACUGCAGGGAGCAUUGCAAUAAUAACCAGCGUCUCCGACAUGGUCCUAGAGCCACACCACUACGCCGCGCUCCUGCUCCAAGCGUCCGGCGAACGCGAUCGGCGGGAAGCUUCCGGUUCGGGCGCCUCGACUCCGCUGCAGGUCCCGCCGUCAACACCACUGCACAACACUCCGCCUAGAGACCCCGCUGAGCGAUUGGAUCGCAGAGAGAUUAACGACGUCCUGGUCGAGGGUAUCACAUACGAUGCAAUUUUGGCGUCGAACUUGAAUCGGAGCCUUGGGCUAGAUGGAGGAGGUGAAGAGGUUCCUCCGGAGACGAGGGCACCCCCGAAUACCCCAGCGUACUUUGCUAUCCAGGAGGGUAGGUUCAGCUCGUUGAUGAGUGUGAGUCUGGCGAUUAUGGAGGGUAGGGUUGUCUAG
Cyclocybe aegerita is the source of this 618-nucleotide messenger RNA. NCBI's taxonomy places the organism in Eukaryota, Fungi, Basidiomycota, Agaricomycetes, Agaricales, Hemipholiotaceae. The record is from the annotation of a GenBank genome assembly.